Molecule: messenger RNA, 300 nt
Organism: Letharia columbiana
Lineage: Eukaryota; Fungi; Ascomycota; Lecanoromycetes; Lecanorales; Parmeliaceae
Exons: 1
Coding region: 1-300 (99 amino acids)
Source: RefSeq, a predicted model, not a curated record
AUGGGUCUCAAUCGAGGACCAAUCGGACCCUGGGUCGUGCGAGACAUCUGUCUUACCGCUCAAGCUAUCCUUGCCGGCAUAGCUGUCGAACUAGAAGACUCUGAACUCGCCAGAUGGGCUUUGAGAUUGCGACUUUGGGGGACAGAGCUUUUCGAAGCGGUAAGUUUGGACAUGACCUUUGAACGCAACAAAGACGGCCUCCGGCCUGUGCGGCAACGCGUUCUGAGGAUCUUCGUAGACAUUCUGGUUUGGGAAGGUUUAUUUCGGCCCUUUGCUACACCUCCUGGGGUGCACCGCUGA